GUGGACAUUGACAGUUAAUCUUCGAGCUUUAUUAUAAAAAAAGCCCGCACCCUUUGCACAUUAGCAUUUCAGUCGGUAAACUGAAGAAGAGAAGUUUGUUUUUACCCGAAGCAGGUGUCACAUACUUCCAGCUAUAAAAAAAAAAAAAAUUCAUCGACUGUGUCCAGUGUCCUAAAACAGCCAUGAAGACAGCGUAUCUCGCAGCUGGGUCUGUGCUUGAUGUUGGUCCUGGAGGUGAUGAUCGUUGAGUCUGAGGAAGAGAACGAGGAGGAGAAGCGCGGCUUUUACAGUAAAAUGCUCAAACGAAAAGCCAAGUUGAAGAAAUACAAGGCGAACAAGAAGUGCCGCUGCAAGUCGGGUGGCUUGGGGAAGUUUUUCUUCGGAAAGCUCCCCAACAAAGGCAGAGACCAAGAACCUGCUCAAGCCCUUCCCACCGACAACCAAGACAACACCCAAGGGAUGGCCAGGAGAACCAGAACCAACCUGAAGCCUCCGACCAAGGGAACACAGAUCAACAACCUCAAUGACUUCAAAACCUUCUCCAACUUGUGUCCGCUGUACAAGAAGGUGUGAGUGGUUCAAGAGACAAGAAUCCUACAGAAGUCGACGGCACUUCGCGGAGCUGAAACGUUUGUGACCUGGAAAUGACCUUUCAGGACACUCUUAUAGAUGUCACACUUUAUGAGUGUUUAUUCAUUGGUCAUUAAAUUCUUCCAAGUUCUA
Messenger RNA from Pomacea canaliculata, 723 nucleotides. RefSeq lists its product as uncharacterized. NCBI's taxonomy places the organism in Eukaryota, Metazoa, Mollusca, Gastropoda, Architaenioglossa, Ampullariidae. The transcript has 4 exons. Bases 220 to 573 code for a protein of 117 amino acids. The record is from RefSeq and is a predicted model, not a curated record.